AGGCAGACGGAGUCCGACACCUGCGCUGAGGACUUUUAUUUUACAACAGCUGGAACUUUGCACUUGUACGGCCCCCCCGUCCACCCCAAGGGAGCAGGGCAGACCGGCACACAGGGAGCCCAGCAGCACCGAGUUAUCACCCCAGGCUGCCAGGUCUCACUGACGGGAUGACUGAUAUUCAUCCGCGGCCGCCCAUUCAGCCGGUCUGAGCUCAACUUUAAAAAACGCGACGGUUUAACCUGUCAGCUUGCUAACGGGCACGUACCAUCGCCAACGUUCUGAGGGGGGUCUGUUUUAGAACAUCGGGGAGCAAACUACUGCUAUUCGGCGCAGAUUUGGUACCUGGCCAGCGGUUACGGAAGCAUCGAAGGAUCUGUCACCCCCUUAAAGAGGGGAGCACUUGGACGCGUCAGUGGAAGAGAGAUGAUAGACAGUGACGUCUCUGCCAUUAUGUCUGGGAUAAUAAGAACAUCAGAGCAAAACCAUCACCCUCCAAAUCAAGAAUACAGACUAAUGACGACAGACCCCACCCAAAUACGAGGGGACGAUCUUCCCAAUGACCUGCAAUCACUGUCAUGGCUGACUUCUGUAGAUGUCCCCAGGUUGCAGCAGAUGACAAGUGGAAGAAUGAACUACAGCCUCACAUCAGAGAACUCAGUAAUGGACCAGCAAGGUCAUCAUAUAUCAAGCAAUGUCCACUCUCCUGGUGCCAUGAUUCACGUACCAGUAAGCAUGCAACAAGGGAUUAUGGGUCUGAACACUAUGACAUCUCAUGGAUCCACGAUUAGCCAGUAUAAUAUGGCUGGACAUUUGUCUCCAAGUCUGCAGUCUCAGCAAUCUAUGUACCAGUCCCAUACUCAUCAAAUCUAUGCACUUUCUCAGGAAUCCCAACAGUGUUCUCCAGCCGGUUUAUACAGUAACUCCUACACGACACAGUCUCCGUACUCACAGCCACGCCUGGCGGCUCACUCUACCCAGGACAUACACCCCAAGAACUACCCCAAACCCAUCUACUCAUACAGUUGCCUUAUUGCUAUGGCCUUGAAGAACAGCAAGACUGGCAGUCUACCUGUGAGCGAGAUAUACAGCUUCAUGAAGGAACAUUUUCCUUAUUUUAAGACGGCUCCAGAUGGUUGGAAGAACUCAGUUCGACACAAUCUGUCUUUGAACAAAUGCUUUGAAAAGGUAGAGAAUAAACUUAGUGGGUCCUCACGUAAAGGUUGUCUUUGGGCUCUGAAUCCAGCCAAGAUUGAUAAGAUGGAAGAGGAGAUGCAGAAAUGGAAAAGGAAGGAUCUGCCUGCCAUCCGUAGAAGCAUGGCAAAUCCAGAUGAGCUUGACAAACUGAUUAUGGACAGGCCAGAGAACUGCAAAGCUCCAAGCAAAUUAACGGAAUUGGACUUACCACCAAUGUCAAACAUGGCGAAUAUUCCCGGGAGGAUUCCCAUGGCCCAGCUCCACCCACAUCCUAUCAUGACAUUGUCCUUACAGUCCAUUCCACUACAUCAUCACAUCCAAACUCAGUCCAGAAUAGCAUCAAGUUCUCCAGCUCCAGCCCAGAGCCCUCCAAUCCACACAGUGCCAGACAUGACUCAUAGCCCAAUGCACCAGCACAUCAUGAGCAGGGCUGUAUCUGACUUCCUCAACCUUAACUCGGAUGUGAACACAGAGGUGGAUUGUCUGGACCCAAGUAUUAUGGACUUUGCUCUACAAGGAAAUAUAUGGGAAGAAAUAAAGGAUGAGAGUUUCAAUCUGGACACUUUGGGUGCCUUCACCAAUUCUCCUCUGCAGCUAUCAGACUGUGACUUGGGAACCAUUGGUCUAACACCUGUGUCCAACAGUAGUGACCAGUCAUUCUCGGACUUUCAAGUCACCAGUCUAUAUACCACUUAUGCCAAGCUGGACAAUGUGCCACCUUCUCAGUGUGUGACAGGACCUGGCAAUAAGCCCAUCGCCCUUCUCUAAGACACCUGCUACGGGAACCAGAGACCCCAUAACUACAUGUCUAUGGACCAAGAACUCUAUGCUCCCAGAACUGAAUCCUGUUAAUACAUGAUCCUUAUGGCUGCAGGCUAGCUUUAGGGAUAUACCAAAAGUGACACACGGUGUGUUCACCUAAAAUAUUAUGACUCAUUCUUGUGGAUUUGCCAAAUUUUUGAUGUCCAAAACAUUCAUCAAUCAACAUUCAAUGCUCGUGUGCAAGACAAAAUAUCCUGUUUACACAAACAACUGAUUUACGUUGGCAGUUCUGUCAUUACAACUUUUCAGAGCAACACUGUAUUAAACUUCAUUUCACAAACAUUGAUUUGUGAACACACUGGUCAGUUCAAGGUGAAUAUGUCUCUUGAAUUUCAACAAAAUUUGUUUGUUUGUUUCUUUGUCAAUUUAAGAACUAUUUAUAUAUAUCCUGCUGAGGAUUAGAUAGAGUGCACUACUGAAAAAAUCCUUCCUCACCAGCUGAUGGUGAUGUAUGUGACUACAUGAUUACUGAAUUCUGAGCCCUACAUUGGACAUGCUUCAGAUAAAAGGACCACAACCGAAAUCAAUAAAACUGGACUGUUUUUUUAUGCUACUUUGUUGGCACAGAACCCUGAACCUUCAGGGCAAUUAUGUUCAGGUAAUGUAUAGUUAA
Messenger RNA from Pelobates fuscus (common spadefoot toad), 2629 nucleotides. It is a transcript of the gene FOXN4, whose product is annotated as forkhead box N4. Bases 424 to 1962 code for a protein of 512 amino acids. Gene Ontology annotation, biological process: regulation of transcription by RNA polymerase II. The record is from RefSeq and is a predicted model, not a curated record. The transcript has 10 exons. NCBI's taxonomy places the organism in Eukaryota, Metazoa, Chordata, Amphibia, Anura, Pelobatidae. Gene Ontology annotation, molecular function: transcription cis-regulatory region binding; DNA-binding transcription factor activity, RNA polymerase II-specific.